Messenger RNA from Hippopotamus amphibius kiboko, 4274 nucleotides. Its product is annotated as zinc finger protein 11-like. Gene Ontology annotation, biological process: regulation of transcription by RNA polymerase II. Gene Ontology annotation, cellular component: nucleus. Gene Ontology annotation, molecular function: DNA-binding transcription activator activity, RNA polymerase II-specific; RNA polymerase II cis-regulatory region sequence-specific DNA binding. Lineage: Eukaryota; Metazoa; Chordata; Mammalia; Artiodactyla; Hippopotamidae. The record is from RefSeq and is a predicted model, not a curated record. The transcript is spliced from 5 exons. Bases 271 to 3576 code for a protein of 1101 amino acids.
GCGCUCCGCCUAGGCCCCGCCCCCAGGGGGUCCUGGAAGGAGCGCGCGUGCGCAGUGUCCCGCAGCCCGGAAGAGGUUCGCGGGGGUCUCGGGUCUCGCCGGCGCCUGUGACCUUUUGCCGUUUAGAGUUUAAACCUGAGCGUCUUAGUCCGCGGUCCUACACGCCUGGGGACUUGGGGUUGCUACGGCCGCUAAAGUUCCUGCUCCCGUGCCUCUCACCUUGGGUUAAAAAAUCCCACAAAACAGUGAAAUUUAUGGAAACAGAAGAGAAUGUUGCUUGCCAACGGCUGGGAGAAAGGAACAAUGGAGAGUUGCUGUUCAAAAAGAAUACAUUUUCAGUUAUGCAAGGGACUGUUGACCUUCCAGGAUGUGGCCAUAGAUUUCUCUGCAGAGGAGUGGGACUGCCUGGACCUCAAGCAACGGGAAUUGUACAGGGAUGUGAUGUUAGAGAACUACAGGAACCUGGCCUCCUUGGGACUUGUAGUCUCCAAGCCAGACCUGGUCACCUUAUUGGAGCACAUCAAAGAUCCCUGGGAUAUAAAGAACAUGGUGGUGAAAACAGCCCUAGUCCCAGCUGUGCCUUCUCACGAAACCCAAUGUUUGAUGUCAAAAAAGUCAGGCUUAGAAGACUUACACCAAAAAGUGAAGCUGGGAGAAUAUAAAAGAUGUAGCCUUGGAAAGGUAAACUUCAUGGAAGGCUGGGAAUAUACGAGGCCAUGUGAAGGGCAGAGAGGAUGUUAUUAUGGACAAAACCUAAUUGGGACAGUUUCCUGUAAUGCAAACGUGAUAGCCAAAAGAAAUCAAGGAUAUGAAUCAAAGUGGGGAAAACACCCAUUGAACUCUUUUAUAUUUGUAGAGAAACGUAUGUUUGUAAGCAAAGACCCACAUCAUUUUUUGAAACGUAUAUGUUCUCUGAAAGGAAAUUUGGAAAAUCUGGAAAGUCAUCUAGUCUCUACUGCAAAUCCUCAUUCAAACCUUUCUGAACAUAGCCUUCAAUUAAACAUGCGUUCAAGCAUGCCUGAAAACCAGAAAUUUGAAAAUGAAGAAAAACAAUCUCAAUAUAAACAAUUGGAGGAAUCCUGUAGCAAGGGUUCAUCAUUCUCCAAACAACAGAUACUUUUUGCUUGUUACAGAAUCUGUAAUGUUAAAGAUAAUGAGAGAGACCUUAUUCAGCCACCUUUGUUUAAUAGAUAUCAUGAUAUAGGUAAUGCAGAAAAACUUUUCAUGUGUAAUAAAAUGAGUAAGGGCUUAAGCAACAGAUCUGCCUUCAAUAAUUACAGGAAAAUUUCUAUAGGUGUGACAAGCUAUUCAUGCAAGGAAAGGGAAUGUGACGUUGACCAAGACUCCAAUCUUAUGAGACAACAAGGACCUCAAUUUGCAAGCAGCGAUGCCAUAAGUAGUAAAUGUAGGAAUGUCCUUGAUCACAGCUCAAGUCUUAGUAUAUAUGACAGUAUUCAUAUUGGAGAGAACACUUCUAACUGUAGCGAAUAUAGUAAUGUGUUGAAGCAGCCUUUGAAACUUACUCAAGAUCAGAGUAUUCAUGUGAGGCAGAAACAUUACAAGUGUAACGAAUGUGGAAAAGUCUUUACUACAUCAUCACAUCUAAGUAGGCACAGACAAAUUCAUACUGGAAGGAAACCUUUCGAAUGUACAGUAUGUGGUAAAGCCUUUAAUCAGAGAUCACAUCUUACUCUUCAUCAGCGAAUCCAUACUGGAGAGAAGCCUUAUAAAUGUAAGGAUUGUGGCAAAGCCUUUUGCCAGAGCUCAAGCCUUACUCGACACCAGCGAAUCUGUACGGGAGAGAAACCAUACAAAUGUAAAGAAUGUGGUAAAGCCUUUACUUGGUGCAAAAACCUUACUCGACAUCAGAUAAUUCAUACUGAAGAGAAACCUUAUAAGUGUACAGAAUGUGGCAAGAGCUUUCAUAAGAGAUCAAAUCUUACUGAACAUCCGCAGAUCCAUACUGAGGAAAAACCACACAAAUGUAAAGAAUGUGGCAAAGCCUUUAAUAAUUUUUCAUAUCUUAGUCAACUUCAGCGAAUUCAUACUGGAGAGAAGCCUUAUAAAGGUACAGAGUGUGGGAAAGCCUUUAAGCAGAGUUCAAGUCUUACUCAACAUCAGCUAAUUCUUAGUGAAGAAAAGUCUCAUACAUGUAUAGAAUGUGGCAAGGCCUUUAAGUGGCAUGCAAGCCUGACUCAACACCAGCGAAUUCAUACUGGAGAGAAUCCUUAUAAAUGUGUAGAAUGUGGCAAAGCCUAUAUGUGCCAUAAAAGCCUAACUAAACAUCAGCGAACUCAUACUGGGGUGAAACCUUACAAAUGUAAAGAAUGUGGCAAAGUCUUUACUCAGAGCUCAAAUUGUACUAUACAUCAGCGAAUUCAUACUGGGGAGAAACCUUUUAAGUGUACGGAAUGUGGGAAAGCCUUUAAUCGGGGCUCAAACCUUACUGCACAUCAGCGAAUUCAUAGUGAAGAAAAGUCUUAUAAAUGUAUAGAAUGUGGCAAGGCCUAUAAGUGGCGUGCAAGCCUAAAUCUACAUCAGCGUAUUCAUACUGGGGAGAAACCUUACAAAUGUAUAGAAUGUGGCAAAGUCUUUACUUAUAGCUCACACCUUACUAAGCAUCAGCGAAUUCAUACUGGGAUGAAACCAUACAAAUGUAAAGAAUGUGGGAAAGCCUUUAAUCACAGCUCACACCUUACUAAACAUCAGAGAAUUCAUACUGGGGAGAGACCUUAUAAAUGUAGAGAAUGUGGGAAAGCCUUUACUCAGAGCUCAACUCUUAGUAAACAUCAACGAAUUCAUAAUGAAGAGAAGUCUUAUAAAUGUAUAGAAUGUGGCAAGGCCUUUAAGUGGCGUGAAAGCCUAACUAAGCAUCAACGAACUCACACUGGGGUGAAAUCUUACAAAUGUAAAGAAUGUGGCAAAGCCUUUACUCACAGUUCAGAUCGUACUGUACAUCAGCGAAUUCAUACAGGGGAGAAACCGUUUAAGUGUACAGCAUGUGGGAAAGCCUUUAAUCGGCACUCAAAGCUUAGUGCACAUCAGCGAAUUCAUAGUGAAGAAAAGUCUUAUAAAUGUAUAGAAUGUGGCAAGGCAUAUAAGUGGCGUGAAAGCCUAAAUCAACAUCAGCGAACUCAUACUGGGGAGAAACCUUAUAAAUGUAUAGAAUGUGGCAAGGCCUUUACUCAUAGCGCACACCUUACUAAGCAUCGUCGAAUGCAUACUGGGAUGAAACCAUACACAUGUAAAGAAUGUGGGAAAGCCUUUAAUCACAGCUCACACCUUACUAAACAUCGGAGAAUUCAUACUGGGGAGAGACCUUAUAAAUGUAGAGAAUGCGGGAAAGCCUUUACUCAGAGCUCAACUCUUAGUAAACAUCAACGAAUUCAUAAUGAAGAGAAGUCUUAUAAAUGUAUAGAAUGUGGCAAGGCCUAUAAGUGGCGUGAAAGCCUAACUAAACAUCAGCGAACUCAUACUGGGGAGAAACCUUACAAAUGUAUAGAAUGUGGCAAGGCUUUUAUUGAUAGCUCACAACUUACUCAGCAUCAGCGAGUUCAUACAGAGGAGAAACCAUAGACAUGUAAACAAUGUGGGAAAGCCUUUACUCAGAGCUCAAGUCUUAGUAAAUAUCAGCGGAUUGAUACUGGGGAGAAACCUUUUAAGUGUAGAGAAUGUGGGAAAGCCUUUAAUGGGAGCUCAUACCUUAGUAUACAUCAGCAAAUUCAUAGUGAAGUAUUAUAAAUGUAAAGAAUGUGGCAAAGCCUUUAACAGUUGCUCAACUCUUAACUCGACAUCAGAUGAUUCAUGGUGCAGAGAAACCUUAUAAAUGUAGAGUGCGUGAAAGGUUUUAGGCAGAGCUAUCACCUCACUCAACAUCAGAGUACAUACUGGAAAGAAACCUUACAAAUGUAAUGCAGUGAAAGAGGUUUGUCUGAAAUAUCCAGCGUAAAAAACACCAGAGAGUAAAUAUAGGAAAGGUAUUCGAAUGAUGUAAACAAUGUAGAAAAAUAUUUAGUCAAAAAUGAAAUCUAAAUAAGUAAGAGGAGGCACACUAGAAAUCACUCAGUCAAUACCUCUUUUCUCUGAUUAGUGUCAAUCAGAAUUCGAUAGUCAUCAAUAGUUAUAACACGUGGAAAAUUGAUGUGGUGGAGGGGAUCCCAAUUUGAAGGGGGUGGAUGUUUGUAUAGGUACAGAGAUUAUCACUGUCCUUGUUUAUAUUGACAUGAUUUGAGAUUAUUUGAAAACCUAAAUAAAUGUAAUUAAACUCACAAAUU